Messenger RNA from Emiliania huxleyi CCMP1516, 429 nucleotides. RefSeq lists its product as hypothetical. NCBI's taxonomy places the organism in Eukaryota, Haptophyta, Isochrysidales, Noelaerhabdaceae. The annotation marks the transcript as partial. The transcript has 2 exons. Gene Ontology annotation, biological process: intracellular signal transduction; cyclic nucleotide biosynthetic process. The record is from RefSeq and is a predicted model, not a curated record.
GCUGCGACCUCCUCCGCGGCCAUCGUCUCGGACGCGGAGGCGUGCAAGCAGCUGCUCUCGAACAUCUUCCCGCCCCAGGUCCUGCGCCAGAUAGAAGAGCAGGAGCAGCGGCUGCUCCAGUACGACGGCGAGGGCGGCGAGGGCGGUGGCGAGGGCGGCGGCGGCGGAGGACCCGAGCGGAGCAUCGCCCAGCUGCACACAGGGUGCUCCUUCCUGUUUGCGAAGGUGGUCGGGCUGGCGGAGCUCGUUGGCGACCGCAUGCAGCGGCCCCGCACGAUCCUGCUGCUACUCCAGUCCAUCUUUGACCGCUUCGACCGCCUGACGGAGACGUUUAACGUGCAAAAGGUGCGCAAGACCGUCAACGAGUCCUACAUGGUUGCCGCCGGCCUUCCGGAGCCCGAGCUGCUCGGAUCGCCAAACAAGCUGUGA